AUGGGAGUGCACGAGACACAUACAGAUUCAACUGGCGAAUUGGCUUUGUCAUCCAAUAGCACUGAUGAUGAGCAGGACGUUCUCAAACCGACCACAACUGAGACUUUCGGUGACCGAACAAAGAAGCUGUGCACCCGAUUCGCAGGUCUAAUGUCCAAUCUUGUGAACACCGUAUCAUUGGCACGCAUGGAUUAUUAUCUAUCUCUGGUAUGCCAAGGUGCCAGUGAAUGUAUCACUGAGGCACGUCAACAGUUGAUCAAUCCUGGUCUUCCCUUAGGAGUGGCAGGAGCAGAUGCUCCAGGUCACCUCGUCACGUGA
Molecule: messenger RNA, 318 nt
Organism: Opisthorchis viverrini
Lineage: Eukaryota; Metazoa; Platyhelminthes; Trematoda; Opisthorchiida; Opisthorchiidae
Exons: 1
Coding region: 1-318 (105 amino acids)
Source: RefSeq, a predicted model, not a curated record